UUCUCUUGACCCAAAUAAUCCAUUGCUCUCAUUUCACACGCAGAGGCAGACUGUAUACCUUCGUCAAAGCUCUUCGUUUCUCUCUCUCGCACCAUUGUCCAACUCGCAGCACGGUCCACGAAUUCCAGCCUUCAAGCCAAUGUUUUCAACUCUGGGGAAAUGUUCUGUUGGAAUUUUAUGCACCCUGGUGCUGUCAUUGCAAAAACUUGGCUCCAAUCUUGGAUGAAGUUGUUGUUUCGCUUGAAAGUGAUGCUGAUGUUGUCAUUGCAAAGAUUGUUGCUGGUUCAUGUACUGUUCAUCUAUGGCUACUAAAACUGAAGAGAUGCCACUGCAAAUGAUGUACCAAUUGAUAUUUUCGACGUGAAAGGUUAUCCAACAUUGUACUUCAAGUCAGCAGGUGGAAAUCUGUUGCAGUACAAUGGGGAACGUACCAAAGAAGAUACAAUUGACUUUAUUUAGAAGAAUCGGGAUAAACUUGCCCAGCAGGAAGCUGGAAAAGAUGAGCAGCAGGAACCUGGAAAAGAUGAGCUGUAAUGAAGGUUUUGUGGAUCUUGUAACGAGUUUGAUCUUAAGGUGACUCUUCUCAUAGGCCUUAGACAAGAAUUGAUUUGCAGGUGCAUAUUGUGCAGAGAGGAGCUGUCCAGCCUUUGAUUGAGAUGCUUCAAUCCCCAAAUGUACAGCUUAGAGAAAUGUCGGCCUUUGCACUGGGAUGCUCACAACCAAGCAGGUAUUGCUCAUAAUGGUGGUUUGGUGCCAUUGCUGAGGCUUCUUGAUUCAAAAAAUGGGUCUCUGCAACAUAAUGCUGCAUUUGCUCUUUAUGGCCUUGCAGAUAAUGAGGAUAAUGUGGCUGAUUUUAUCAAGGUUGGUGGCGUUCAGAAGUUGCAGGAUGGAGAAUUCAUUGUUCAAGCAACGAAAGAUUGUGUAGCCAAGACACUGAAAAGAUUAGAGGAGAAGAUUCAGGGACGGGUUUUGAGCCAUUUGUUAUAUCUGAUGCGUAUAGCAAAGAAGACUAUUCAAAGACGAAUUGCUUUGGCUCUUGCCAACCUUUGUUCUGCAGAGGAUCAGAGAACAAUAUUCAUUGAUAACAAUGGAUUAGAGUUACUACUUGGUCUUCUUGGUUCCACGAACCUAAAGCAGCAACUUGAUGGUUCUAUAGCCUUGUACAAGUUGGCUAACAAAGCCACGACUCUUUCUCCCAUUGAUGCGGCUCCUCCAUCUCCGACGCCACAGGUGUGUGUCCUUUUUAUUGUUAGUUUAUUUUGGCCCAUGUGUUCUGUUAGAUUUGGAAUUAUUUCAAACAAUUAGCAGGACUAGUAUUUGGCAGAUUUCAUGAAAAUAUCAGUUGGCUUUUAAUUUAAGAAAUUUUGAAUCUGUUGUUUAUUUUAAUUGUAUACAUGC
This is a messenger RNA of Camellia sinensis, 1398 nucleotides long. The record is from RefSeq and is a predicted model, not a curated record. NCBI's taxonomy places the organism in Eukaryota, Viridiplantae, Streptophyta, Magnoliopsida, Ericales, Theaceae.